AUGAUGGUUUCCCACAAUGCUUCUGCUGGUCCACCGCCGCCCCAGCACUAUGCACCGCCUCCACCGAGGCAUGAGAAGAGCGAAAAGGCAAAAAUGUUGAAUGAGGAGCCCUUCCACCCUUUCGAUAGAGAACUCGUUGCGGAGCGCGAGAAGUGCAAGAGCGCUGUGUAUCGCUUCAACAACACGAACAACCCUCAUCUAAAGAUAUCUCCCGAUGAAGUGGAGCGGAACUUUCGGUCGAUCCUGGCAGCAAGCUGGACCCAGACUUUUGGUGGCAACGCACCUACAGGGCAUUUAGGUAAACCAGUCGUCGUCGAAACACCGUUCUAUUGCGACUACGGCUAUAACAUUCAUAUUGGCAGCAAUGUGGCCAUAGGAAUGGACUGCAAGUUUCUGGAUUCGGGUGAUAUCACGAUUGGCGACAAUACGACCAUUUGUGCGAACGUGACGAUCGAUACAGUGAAGACACCAAAUGACCCAAGAAGUGUCAAGGGUUGCGGCCCGUAUCGCACCUCGACGGCCGCAAAAGUCCACAUUGGCAGAAAUGUAUGGAUUGGAACAAACUGCCUCAUCCUUGCUGGCGUCAGUAUCGGUGAGAACGCCACAGUCCACCCCGGGUCUGUCGUCGUCCGAGAUAUUCCCGCCGAACGCCAUGCGCGCGGCCCUCCCGCUGACUAUGUUUAA
Didymosphaeria variabile is the source of this 684-nucleotide messenger RNA. RefSeq lists its product as uncharacterized. Lineage: Eukaryota; Fungi; Ascomycota; Dothideomycetes; Pleosporales; Didymosphaeriaceae. The transcript is spliced from 2 exons. Gene Ontology annotation, molecular function: acetyltransferase activity. The record is from RefSeq and is a predicted model, not a curated record. The coding region runs from base 1 to 684 and encodes 227 amino acids.